Zea mays is the source of this 1674-nucleotide messenger RNA. It is a transcript of the gene mbd108, whose product is annotated as methyl-binding domain 108. The transcript is spliced from 5 exons. Bases 369 to 1085 code for a protein of 238 amino acids. NCBI's taxonomy places the organism in Eukaryota, Viridiplantae, Streptophyta, Magnoliopsida, Poales, Poaceae. The record is from RefSeq and is a predicted model, not a curated record. Gene Ontology annotation, molecular function: DNA binding; zinc ion binding.
UACUGGUCAGCCCAAGGAGUUGAAGCGAGCCUCAGUUUGCAGGGUGCCCGCACGAGGCACGAGGCACGAGGCAGGCCUCCAUUCGGACCAGAACCCGAUCGGGGCCAUUGGGGACGGGGCGGAGAACGCGAGUAAGCACUACCCUCCUCAACUCCUACCCUCCGCCGUAAACCCCGCUGUUCUUUGCCGGAGCACCCACUCCCCGUCCCCAGCCCCAGUCUCGGUCCCCCCGGACUUCGAUAUCUUCGGAGACCGCCUGCAUGCUCAAAUCGUAGACACUCUGGGUAGGCGCAGGGUGGAGAUCCGUCCGGGCUCGGAUCAAUUUCUUCGUUCGCUGGUACUCAGGCUCUAAUAUUUUUACAAAAUCGAUGGAAAGUUCUAAAUCUCCUCAGUCAUCAAAAAACAGUCGGAUUGUGGUGCCUUCUGAUAGCAAUCGCUCCCGAUUUGACAAUGACGGUUUUUCUUCAGAAACUGCAUCAAAUCAAAUGGUUGUGUUCAACUCUGAAGCAGCAGAUGAACUGGGAGAAAACCGUUUGCAGAAGUCAGUGAUAACAAAGGGGAUAUCACCAUCUAUUGGAGCAUUCACUGUCCAAUGUGCUAAAUGUUUUAAAUGGAGGCUUAUUCCAACAAAAGAGAAAUACGAAGAAAUUCGUGAACGUAUUAUACAGGAACCUUUUGUAUGCAAAAGAGCUCGUGAAUGGAGACCUGAUAUAACAUGCAAUGACCCAGAAGAUAUAUCUCAGGACGGUAGCAGGCUUUGGGCUAUUGACAAACCCAAUAUUGCACAACCCCCUCAUGGAUGGGAAAGGCAGAUUAGGAUAAGAGGUGAAGGGGGUACCAAAUUUGCUGAUGUAUACUAUACCUCUCCUACUGGAAGGAAACUUAGGUCUCUGGUUGAAGUCGAUAGGUUCCUCCAAGAGAAUCCAGAGCAUGUUGCACAGGGUGUAACUUUAGCUCAGUUUUCGUUCCAGAUACCUAGACCUUUGCGGCAGGACUAUGUCAAAAAGAAACCAAAGUUGAUAAAUGCAAGUGAUGAAGCAAGUACAAUUACCUCUAAGUCUUCUGAACCAGAAGAAGGUCUCUAAUUCGUGAACCCUAUAGCCUGGGCAGUUCCUACAAAACAUGAGGGUGAUGCCAGUGAAGAAGCUUCUUUCGCCGAUGAGACACUUGCAUCAGAAGUAGUGCUAACCCGGAAGAGGAAAAUAGGAAGCUCUUUGUCAGUAGAGCCAAACCAUCUCUCUGAUGAACUUGAACCAAAGUUGGAGGAUGCUUAGAACGGGGAGACUUCUAACUGAAAAGUAAAAGUGGGCAGCGUCGUGAUGCCAACUUACCCCCCUGCCAUGGUUUUAUUGGUCCUCUGCUUGUUUCUCGUUUUCCUUGGGAGUCAGCUUCUCUGUUUUAUGUGGUCGCACACGGCCUUAUUUGUAGUAUUACACCACAGAAGCUGGCUGACCCAAAAACCGACAUUUUGGGGGCAGCUACUUAACGAAAUGUUUGCACGAGAGUUUAGAGCCCUAUGGAACUUGUUUGGAUAAAUAUGUUUAUUACGUUGUAGUACUUAGCUAGGAACCUGCUUAUGUAAGAUGAUCUUUCUUUAUGUAAGAUUAAGAACUGUCAGCGGCCUAGUUCUGCUGCACCUCGGAUCUAAUCUCAUGUUCUUUGUUAGACGGACCA